UGCUGCUCGACCUCCCCCCCUCUCACGUCUCCAAAGCAUCCACCUCCUGCCAUUGUCAUUGCUCGCCAUGGCUGCUACUCGCUCCUUGAUGCGGCUGGGCACCGGCCGUGCCCUGUCAUCCGCAACUCGGUCAUCCGCCCGUGCUUUCAGCACGACUGCCCUGAAGGCCUCGACGAUCCCGGAUGUCCCCAACAUGCGCCACGCCCAGCGGUCUCCCGAGGGACCCCUGCGCGCCCCCGUGAUCAACCCAGCGGACAAGCACAGCGACAAGGCUGAGGCGCUGCACAAGUACGGGCAGUACAUCAUGUCGUGCCUGCCGAAGCACGUGCAGCAGUUCUCAGUGUGGAAGGACGAGCUGUGCAUCUACGUGCCGCCUUCGGGGCUGAUUCCGACGAUGACCUUCCUGAAGUACCACACGGCGGCGGAGUACACGCAGAUCUCGGACAUCACGGGCGUGGACUUCCCGACGCGCGAUCAGCGCUUCGAGGUCGUCUAUAACAUGCUGAGCGUGCGCUACAACUCGCGCAUCCGCGUCAAGACCUACGCCGACGAGGCCAGCCCCGUGCCCAGCGUGACGGGUCUCUUCGAGGGCGCCCUGUGGUACGAGCGUGAGGUCUACGACAUGUUCGGCGUCUUCUUCACCGGCCACCCGGAUCUGCGCCGCAUCAUGACCGACUACGGCUUCGACGGCCACCCGCUGCGCAAGGAUUUCCCCUUGACUGGAUACACGGAGCUGCGGUACGACGAGGAGAAGAAGCGCAUCGUCAUCGAGCCUCUCGAGUUGACGCAGGCCUUCCGGAACUUUGAGAGUGGUUCCACUGCCUGGGAGCCUGUUGGGGCGGGUACCGACCGGACUCCCGAGUCGGAAAAAGAAACCACACCUCUCCUCGAAAAACCUCCUUCACAAGAAAAACACACCAAAAUGCCGAAACGCAAACUAUCCGAAGUGACAGACAAAUCCGAUCCCCGCUCGUUACAUAUCCAGACGCACCGCCUGAAAACCAAAUACAGCCAGGGCGUGGAAUCGCUCACCAAAGCCCUGAAGCUUGCGCGCGGCUUCGAGCGCCAGAAGUGGAAGCGUCGGGAGAAUAGGGUCAAGGAUGAGGGGAAGGCGGACGCGGUGGAGCGGAUGGCGGAGGAGGCGAGGAUUUUGAAGGAAUUGGACCCAUCCAAGGCAGCGCAGAAGUACCUGUACAAGCAACUGCUCAAGACGAAACGGAUCGCCGAGUCGCCGACCUUCAAGGAAUUCCAGGAACAUAUGGGCAGCAAAUUGUCGGCGGAGGGGCCCAAGAAUAAUUACGAGGCGAAUGUGACGGCUCGCUUGAUCAAGUCGACGCCAGUGCAGAAUGUGUUUCCGGGGAUUAUGGACGGGAUUCGGGCGUUGUUGAAGGUUGAUGACAAGAAGCCUGCGGCGGCGGCGGAAAAGCAGAAGAAGGAGCAGGGCGCUAAUGACAAGGCCGAUAAGAAGACGAAGAAGAAGGAUGACAAGAAGCCGGAACAGAAGAAUGCGGCGGCGGAUGAAGUCUCCGGUAGUGAGUCGGAGGGCCUGUCGCGAUCCCGGCUUGCGAGCGGGGAGGGCGAUGAAGAUGUCAGUAUGGACGAUGCGGAGAGUGUUGAUUAUGCGCAAUACGAUGGGUUGCUUGCGUCGGGCUCUGAUGAUGACGAAGACGACGAAAUGGUUACCCGGCGGCAGAUUCUCGGCGACAGCGACGAUGAGGACGAUGAAGACGGUGACGACGUUGACGGUCGUAUGGUGCAGAGGAGAGCUCCCUCUGAUAUUUCCAUCUCGCGCUCCCCCACUCCGGAGGCAGUAGACGAGGAAGAAGAUUCCGACUCACCUCCCUCGAAGAAGUCUAAGUCCGUCCAGAAAGGAUCCGCGAAGCCCGCGACCAGCACUACUUUCUUGCCCUCUCUCAUGAUGGGUGGGUAUUGGUCCGGAUCUGAGUCUGAAGCCGAAGACAUUGACCGAGAAACCGCUGAGCCGCCGCGGCGCAAGAACCGCAUGGGUCAACAGGCGCGUCGGGCGCUGUGGGAGAAGAAGUACGGCGCGGGAGCGAAUCAUGUCAAACAAGAACAACAAAAGGGCAAAAAAGGGAGAGAUGGCGGGUGGGAUGCACGGAAGGGAGCGACGGAUGGCAGCGGGGGUCCCAGAGGGAGAUACGGUCAUGGUGCAGGCCCCGGACGGGGUCGGCCGCAGUACGAUGAUAGCCGGCCUCAACGAGGGCCUCCGAAGAAGCCACAGGAUGACAAGCCUCUGCAUCCAUCCUGGGAGGCGGCAAAGAAGGCUAAGGAGCAAAAGGCCACUGCGGCGUUCGCGGGUAAGAAGGUUGUGUUUGAGUAG
Aspergillus homomorphus CBS 101889 is the source of this 2341-nucleotide messenger RNA. Its product is annotated as BUD22-domain-containing protein. NCBI's taxonomy places the organism in Eukaryota, Fungi, Ascomycota, Eurotiomycetes, Eurotiales, Aspergillaceae. The transcript is spliced from 4 exons. The coding region runs from base 68 to 2341 and encodes 757 amino acids. Gene Ontology annotation, molecular function: NADH dehydrogenase (ubiquinone) activity. The record is from RefSeq and is a predicted model, not a curated record.